This is a messenger RNA of Rhopalosiphum maidis (corn leaf aphid), 931 nucleotides long. RefSeq lists its product as uncharacterized. Bases 245 to 931 code for a protein of 228 amino acids. The transcript has 3 exons. NCBI's taxonomy places the organism in Eukaryota, Metazoa, Arthropoda, Insecta, Hemiptera, Aphididae. The record is from RefSeq and is a predicted model, not a curated record.
UCGGCCCGAAAACGCGCACUACCGCCGCAGCAAUUCUCCACUGGUCUCAUCCGGAACGGAAAGCGCGCUAAAGUGCGCGGCGCCACAAGUUGCAGUUGUCAGACCCGUCGUCGCGACCGUACUGCGUCAAAACAAACACCACUGCACAGCAUACACGGCGUUGUCAUCGUUGACGAACGGUUAGAUCGCGGUAUAUAUACCGUAAAUACCGUCGUGGGUGUUAGCUUGGUCGCGGUCGCACACGAUGACGUCCAGCGACGGAGGACUGCAGUCUUGUCGCCGGCAGGACAACCGCGGCGGCGGCGGCGGCGUUGGCCAAAACCUGCCGAUCAUUAUGGCCACCGGCUGUCGGAUGCCACGGUCACCGUCCAGGGACAAGGACUUGGCGUCGUGCGCCGCCUCCAGGACCGCCGCCGCACAUCAACAGCCGUACGCCACCACCGCCGUCGUCUUGAACCGCGUUACCAGCUCUUAUCCCGAAGCGUUUUUUAAAAGGAUGUCGCAGGACAUAACGAAUUCGGUGUGGUUCGAAGAAGAGAACGAUUUGAUAAAAAGCUGCGGCGCACUGCAGUCGGCGCUGGGUCUGUCCAAGAGCUUCAGCACCGGCGACAUCGCUGACGCGACAAACAUGGACACCGGGUGUUGGCUCGCGGACAACGAUGACGUCCGCAUGCCACACAGCGCUUCCGAGCUGGCCAUAAACAAGUUGCGCAUAAACUCGGACGUGCUGCUGAUGGCCACCACCAUGCAGGGCCGGUUGGGCAACACGUCGCGGUCGCUGUCCACGUGCGUGGUAGUCGGCGACAUGGCGUCCACGUCGCAGCUGCCGUCGCCGAGCAGGUACUCCAGCUCGUUGCACAACAGCUACGCGCCGUCCACGUUCAGUCCCACCGACCUCGUGAGAUCCGUCAAUAAAAAGGUAUAUGCGUAA